This is a messenger RNA of Condylura cristata (star-nosed mole), 636 nucleotides long. RefSeq names its product ribonuclease, RNase A family, 10 (non-active) (gene RNASE10). The transcript has a single exon. Bases 1 to 636 code for a protein of 211 amino acids. Gene Ontology annotation, molecular function: nucleic acid binding. NCBI's taxonomy places the organism in Eukaryota, Metazoa, Chordata, Mammalia, Eulipotyphla, Talpidae. The record is from RefSeq and is a predicted model, not a curated record.
AUGAAGCUGACGCUGGUGCAGCUCUUUUUCAUGCUGCUGCUGGUGCUGCUGGGUCUUGGGAUGGGCCUGGGCCUGGGCCUUCACAUGGCAGCAGCUGUCCUGGAGGACAGUGAUCAGGCACUGAAUGAGUUUUGGUCCAGUGACUCCCAGGACAAGGUUGAGGCCACGAAGGAGGGAAAAGGCACCCGGUCUGCAGAGACUCUGGUGCUUAGUCACAAAGCGGUGGUGCUGCCCAGCUGGCCGGAAGAGGACACCCUCAGUGAAGAUGAGGUCAGAGGAAACAAGAUGCUCAGAGCUGAGCCUUUCUUUGACAGCAGCAAAGACUAUCUGAGGCACGGCUGGAUGGCCAGGGAAUGCAAUGCCAUGAUGGAGCACAAGAUGACGGAGCACAACCGCACAUGUGUGCCCCACUAUACAUUCAUCCACGAGGACGUGGAGACCGUCAAAUCUGUCUGCAACAGUCCUGCUGUUGCCUGCGAGCUCAAGGGAGCCAAAUGUCACAAGAGCUCCCGUCCUUUUGAUCUGACAUUCUGCAAGUUGUCCAAGCCAGGCCAAGUGACCCCUCACUGCAAUUACCUGACUUUCAUCUUUGAAAAGUUCAUUGUCCUGUCCUGUAAUGACACGAAGUCCAGUUAA